Schistosoma mattheei is the source of this 2768-nucleotide messenger RNA. The record is from the annotation of a GenBank genome assembly. Lineage: Eukaryota; Metazoa; Platyhelminthes; Trematoda; Strigeidida; Schistosomatidae.
UGAAAACUCGAAGAGGGUGGUUUAUAAUUGCAAGGCCACUAUAAUCUUUUGGGUGGUUUUCGCGAAUGGUUGGCAAUGCUUACCAUGGUGCUCACCAAAAUAAUAUCACCAGUUGCAGUUUUUCUAAUUGCGGUCGAUUCUUCGCCUUUGUUGAUCAGCCACAGAUUGUCUUGGGUUACUGUGUAAAUGACAUACUAUCAACGUGCUUGGAUGAAAAUAAUUUCAAACCAUCUUUAUCAUCUCAUUGUCAAACAUCUAGUUUAUUGUCAGAUGAAAUUAUUAACAAUACAGAAUCAUUAAAUUUAUAUGCAAAUCUUACAGAUAGUAGUAAUAACUGGAAAAUAUUAACAUCAGAACUGUUACAUGGUGAUGCACUACCUGUAAAUAUGAAACCAAUAUUUCGUAUAAAAACUAACGGAGAUGUGAUUAGUAUGACUUUUGCCUCUGGGGAUAGUGCAUUUUGUCGAUUGCCCCAUCGUGCAAAUAAGCGUAGAUCGUCUAUUGUUCGUGAAUCACAAGUCUCAUUAUUACUGUUGGGUUUAGCUUCUGGUGUCAUUGAAGUUUAUAAUGUAUUUAGUCUAGUAUCAAGUUCUCCACAUAUCCCCAAAUAUGUCUUGACAGAUGAUUGUACCCUUGUAUAUCUCCUCUCAGCUGCUGUAGACGGAAGUCUUCGUGUUGGUUCCGUACAUCGUGGUGGUGAAGUGAGAUUAUGGGAUUUAUGGGAUGAUGGUAAUAUGUACGGGAAAUUACAACAUAAAUUCACUGUUCCAACAGAUCAACCAUGCAGUGAAAUUCAAGGUGAAGCAUGUACAUUUGCUUGGCAUCCAUGCGGCAGGCAUGUAUUCCUAGCUGGUGAAAGAGGCCAUGGUGUUGUACUCGAUGCUGAAUCUCCUUUUUCUCGAGUCGCCUACAUACGAUCUGGUCAUUAUCAUCGAAUAUCAGUUGCAAAAUUUUCAAAAGAUGGUAGUUUAUUAAUUACUGCCUCAUAUGAUUCAUGUUGUGCUGUAUGGUCUGUACCGGAAUAUCAAUGCUUACAUCGUUUCUGGCAUAUGGGACGUGAACCCAGUAUUCCUCUUCGUGGUGGAUCAAAUGGUCAUCAUAUAUACGGUUUAUCUCUGUCCCCAGAUGAUUUUUACUUUAUUACCGUUUGCGAAGAUAGAUGUAUUCGUUUAUGGCCAUUGGCUCCUGUCAAUUCUCCAUUGAAGAUCUAUUUCGAACUUGCACUCCAAACUCAUACUAAUCUUAAAUUUCGUAGCUUAGCUUUCAGCCCAUGUGGUCGUAUAGUUGCUGUUACUACGAAUAAUCACGAUGUACUUCUAUUUACAACACGAUCUGAAUCAAUUCGUCUUGGUACACAAUGUCUUCAUGCAAUCCGAAAAUGUGUUGUUGAAAAUCUUUUGAAGAAAACUAUGCAUCGCUCAAUUAAACAUCAAUAUCAUAAUAAUGAUUUGUCACUAACAACUAGCAAUAACAGUUACAAUACAUUAUUUCAAAAUUGCAUUUCACAAAUCCACUUACCAUCUCCAGUGAAAAAAGCAAUUUUAAGGAAUUUUGUAAAUUGAUAUUUAAUGUUAGGAAGACAGAAAAAAAAGAGAUGGAAAUAACAGUGAUUGUACUAUGGUGAUAUGUAUAUCCAACCAACCUCCUGAUUAGUAAUGUGAUAGCUUCUGGUUCCAGAAACCCUACUACCCUGAGACGUACUCAUUCAGAUUACAAGAUACACAAGCUCACAAAUAAUUACAGAAAUGACCAGACCUAGUGAAGUCAAGUGGCUGGACUACCAUCCAUUGGACAUCAUCAAAGAUCUGGGACCGUUCCGAAAUAACCAGAAACAAGCCCAAAGAAAUCAAUUGAUUUACACAAAUAGAUUGGAUUAGCUUGUAAGAUUUCCUCUUCAUUAUCUUCACCGUGACUUUCCAUUUAUCUGAGCUGUUUAGUAAGAUAGACUUGGAUGCUAUAGCGUCGUCUACUCCCAAUCCCUACUUGGGUUGGAUUAUGCUGGCAUUAGAAAUUAUGAAAAAUAGAAAUAGAAACCAUUAUUUACAGGCGUAAUAAAUAACAAAUACAGCUCCUCCAUUGCAAUUGGUUUUGAGGCAUUACUCUAACCACUGAUUAUGAUUGUGGUGUGGACCCCAAAUAAGUAGUCUACAUCUAUCAAUGGCUCCGUUCCAUCCAACGCACAACUUAGCUAGCAUCGAGGCAGGGUAUGAUUAGGCAUCAGUAAUAUAUGUUCCGACCACUCCAACCGAUAAGGGUUUACAGACUCAUCAACUGAUUUGCCAUCUUUACCAAGUACUACGUGUUUAACUUGAUACAAUUUUAUGCUUUGACUUAUCUUUCUGUAAAAUGGUUACCAUUAGAUAGUUGCCGAGCAGAUGGAUAUCAAUUAUUCAAAAUCCCGUUAUCAUGAAAUAACGAUCUCCGCUAAAUGGUAUCAACAUUAAGAUAACGUAACAUCGUUAGAAAAUGAAAUAAAUCUCAAUAUUUCGGAAUUUAUUACUGCCCAACGUAUUGUACAAUGAGUGAAUUAAACUUUUAAAACUUAUCACAAUAAAAUGUAAAUUUGUUAAAACAGUAGUGUUUAAAUAUACUCAAUCACAGAUAAAGAACAUGCUCUUCAGAAACUUCCGUAAUUUCAAAGUAAUGUAUGGUUUUAUAAACAUUCUCAUUUUCUGUAAAUAAACUAACCUUCAUGAUAAAGCUUCUUUUCAUACUUCCUGCUUAUUGUUAGGAAUUGAAGAGUUGAUCAUUUCUAAGACCUGAUGAGU